AUGACGCCGUUCGUACGCUUUGGGCUCCUGUACCGUGCUGUCGAGCUCACAGGCAAUCUGGGAGUAUGUCGUAUUCAGGAAUCCAGCCCAGGAGAUAGGAAAUAUGAUGAGGGUGUUGUGUUCCUUAUGAGUGCGAUGGAGGACGCAAAGAUUUACACCACGGAGGCUCCCCAACGAUGCAAGAUACAUGAAGAACGUGUUAUACUGGGACCAGAGACACCAGCGGACCUUAAAGAGCUUCAGUUGCACCUGACCCAGCAAAACAUCCUUAAGCGCUACCCCACUGCUGUGCAAGAGUGGAAUGAUCUGAUUGCGCGCUUUGACGAGGUGAUGACGGAUGAGCGCCCCAUCUCAUUAGAGCAAGCUGAAUAUGAUCUUGCUGCAUGGCUUGACGAACUCCAUCUUGAUCACGGAGAGGAAGACGAGCCUUACCCACAGAGAUGCUCACACCCACGAAUGUUCAUGGUGAAGCAAUCUCAGUGCUGCACCGAGGAAGUGCAGUGGUUGCGAAAGAGCGAGGUAUUGCGAUACUGGAUGCCAACAUCAGAGAACCUGUGA
Suillus fuscotomentosus is the source of this 558-nucleotide messenger RNA. RefSeq lists its product as uncharacterized. Lineage: Eukaryota; Fungi; Basidiomycota; Agaricomycetes; Boletales; Suillaceae. The coding region runs from base 1 to 558 and encodes 185 amino acids. The record is from RefSeq and is a predicted model, not a curated record. The transcript has 5 exons.